Molecule: messenger RNA, 1002 nt
Organism: Vespa crabro (European hornet)
Lineage: Eukaryota; Metazoa; Arthropoda; Insecta; Hymenoptera; Vespidae
Product: histone-lysine N-methyltransferase SETMAR-like
Exons: 1
Coding region: 1-1002 (333 amino acids)
Molecular function (GO): nucleic acid binding
Source: RefSeq, a predicted model, not a curated record
AUGAAUUCAACCAAUAUUCGUGUAAUUUUCUUAUAUGAGUAUAAACUUGGUAAUAAUGCUGCAAAAGCUGCACGCAAUAUAAACCAGGCGUUUGGAGAGAAUACUGUGAACGAUCAAAAAGUGCAGCGUUGGUUUGAAAAAUUUCGGUCUGGUGAUUUUUCCCUGCAAAAUGAACCGCGUGGGAGAUCUCAAACGUCUGUGAAAAAUGAUGCUCUGAAAGCAUUGGUGGAAACGAAUCCAACUAUUUCUUCAAGGGAACUUGCUGCCAGAAUGAAAGUUGACCAUACAACAAUAUUGCGACAUCUUUCUGAAAUUGGCAAGGUGAAAAAAAUGGAUAAGUGGAUACCGCACGAACUAACCGAGCGAAAUAAGCUGGAUCGCUUGAACGUAUACUCAUCAUUGCUAACCCGAUUUAAUCGAGAUCCAUUUUUCGAUCGGAUCAUUACUUGUGAUGAAAAAUGGGUUCUUUACGACAAUAGGAAAAGGUGUGCUCGGUGGCUUGAUAGGGAUGAGGCUUGUGCUCAUACUUCACGGAAAAUUUUAAUCACAGUUUGGUGGAAUGUGACUGGAGGAAUCUACUCAUUCCUUCGAACUGGAAUGACAAUUACAGCCGAAAAGUAUUGCCAGUACAUUGAAGAAAUGCAUGAAAAAUUGAAAAUUAUACGUCCAUCACUUGUUAAUCGGCAUGGCCCAAUACUUUUUCACGACAACGCUCGGCCGCAUACAUCAUACAAAACAAUUGUGAAAUUAAAUGAAUUAAAAUAUGAAAUUUUGCAGCACCCACCUUAUUCACCGGAUCUUUCGCCAACUGACUUUCAUUUAUUUAAACAUUUAGAACUGUUUUUACGGGCUAAACAGUACGAAAAUGAAGACAGUCUGAAAAAUGCCAUAUCAGAGUUCCUUGAUUCUAAAGAUCAGAAUUUCUUCAAGACAGGCAUCUAUGCAUUAAAAUCUCUUUGGGAAAAAUGUAUUGAAGUAUAUAUUGGAGCAUAUUUUGAUUAA